CCUAAGCUUCAAGUUCAUUGCGUCAAUUCAUAUGUUUCCCACCAACUUGCGCACUCGCGAAACCGAAAUGCACCCGCGGUCCCUUAGCGGCAAGCGUGCGUAGUAUACAUUUGCUUUUUCACCUCACCUUGCCAGGCUUGUUACACUAUGCAAGCCCUUGAUGCCGGUCCGCAGGCGGGGCGCCAGCGUCGGCCCGGCGUCAGCGGCGGAGCCUUCCCUGUAGCGGCGGCCGUUGGCGCCGCCGGCGCAGUGGCGGCGGCGGCGGCUACGGCUACAGCCCUGGUGAUUCGAUGGCGGCAGCGGCGCUGGAGGCAGAGCGCGCAGCGGCGGCCCCCGGCACUGCGGCGGCCACAGGACGGCUUCCAAGUGGUGUACGCCGACACCUCGGACCGCCCCUUCCCACACCUGCCGCCACAGCCCUCCGACAGCAGCCAUGCCGCCACCUCCCCCAGCCCCUCCCGCACCUCCUUCUCAGACGCCACACCCACCUCGGCCGCCGGCGCCGGUGCCGUCAACCACCACAACCACCAACCACCGCCGCUUCCGCCGCCGCUUCUUCCGCCGCCGCCGCCGCCGCUGCCGGGUCAUGGCGGCCGUGUGGGUCCGCUGGGUCAGCAGCACGUGGAGCCGGCCCUGAGCCACAUGCUGGAGCGCAGGUCCAGGGAGUGGGCGGCGGCGGCGGGAGGAGCGGGAGGAGCGGGAGGAGCAGCCGGACAGCAGCCGGCGGGUGCCGCGAGGGAGGCGGGCGCCGGUGCUGUGCUGGGGCCGCCAUCAGGGGCAGCGGUGGCCGGAGGGGCAGCCGCAGCAGCAGCAGCAGCAGCAGGGGUGCCGCCAGCAACAGUGUCGGGUCUGGGCGCUGGCGGCGGCGGCAGCGGGCAGGUCCAUCCCUACCUGCCGCGCAUCCAGCGCCUCAUGGCCGCACUGGCUUGCCCCGUGCUGCGGCACCCGCCGCCGCCGCCCGCGCUGCUGCCGCCGCCGCAACUGGCGGUGGCGCCGCAGCUGCCCGCCAUUGCCGCGACCGCCACCGGCGCCGCCGCGACCAAGGCAGCAGCAGGAGCUCUGCCGGCAUCAGCAUCAGCAACAGCGCAAACAUCGAAUUCUCGCACGCCAGUGGACCGACUGGCCGGAGGGGGCAGUUGGGGCACGGGCGGCGCCGUGGGCGGUGGCGGCGGUGUCGCGGCGGCGGGCGCGGUUGUGCCCUCGGCACCUGCGGCGCCUGUGGUGCACUGGGUGUGUGCGCCGGAGCAGCUGUAUGAGCUGGGGGUGCGGCUGCGGCGGGAGCGGCAGAUCGGACUGGACACGGAGGCGCACGCGCUGCACUCCUACCACGGCAUGGUGUGCCUGCUACAGCUGUCCGCGCCGCUGCGGCAGCAGCAGCAGCAGCAGCAGCAGCAGCAGCAGCAGCAGCAGGCGGCUGUAGCAGUUACACCGACUGCCGCGGCAAGGGCGUCGCACGCGCUUCCGCCGCCGCCGGCGCCGUCGGGAGCAGGCAGUAACGCCACUGCUGCUGCCAGUGCUACCGCCGGCCGGUUCGGGGCGGUGGCGGGCUCGCCGGCUGCUGCGGCUGCAGCAGCGGCGGCUGUGCUGCUACAGCCGGCGGCUUCCACGGCCCACCCGAAGGUUGCGGCUACUGCCGGCACCACCGGCCACGGCCACGGCAACGGCGCCGCCACCACCUCCGCACGCACCAGUCUCGACCUUGCCAACUCCAUCCUCGCCGCCGCCUGCGCCCCCUCCGCGGCCACUGCUACAGCCUCCGGCGGCGCCCCUGCUGCUGCUGCUGCUACAGCCGGCGGCGGCUGUAGCGAGGUGUGGCUGGUGGACUGCCUGGCGCUGCACGACCACGUGGGGCCGGCGCUGGGGCCGCUCAUGGCAGACCCGCGGGUGGUCAAGGUGCUGCACGGCGGCGGCAACGACGUGACGUGGCUUCAGCGCGACUUCCGGCUGUAUCUGGUGAACGUGUUUGACACGGAGAAGGCGGCGGCGGUGCUGGCGUACGACAGCCGGGCGCUGGCGGCGCUGCUCAAGCGGCACGUGGGGCUGGACAUGGCCGCAGACAAGGCCGCGGGCCAGCGGGCCGACUGGCGCCGCCGCCCGCUGCCGCCGCCACUGGCCCGGUACGCCGCCGCCGACGUGGCCUACCUGCCGUACCUGGCUGACGUCAUGCGCCGCGAGCUGGCGGCGGCUGGGGUGGCAGCGGCGGCGGCGCCUCCAGGCAGCUUGACUAGUUUCGUUGGCGGCGGCGGUUACCAGGGCGGCGAGGGUAAGGGCGACCGUGGCGGAGAGUUCGAGUUGGCGCCGCUUGUGGCCACGGAGCCAGUGGCGGCGGCGGCGGUUGGGCUGCAUGGUGGCGGCGGCGGCGCCGCUGCCGCCGGGCGGCCGGUGCCGACGCCGCUGGGGCACGCACUGCUUCGCAGCCACCAGGUCAGCCUCACGCUGUACCGCAAGCCACUGUCGGACGCCGCCGCCGCGGCAGCGGUGGCGGCGGCCGCUACUGCUGCUGCAGCUGCUUCGGCGGCGGCGGGCGCUCCUGGCAGCAAUGGCGACAGCGAGGAGGUGCAGGCGGAGCACGGUGGCGGCAGCGGCGGCGGUGCCGCCACCGCCACCGGCACGGCUUCAACCGCCGCCGCCGCCAUCCUCCGGAAAUACUUCCUGUCAGCAGCCGACGACGGCGCGGCGGCAGGCGGCAACAGCGCGGGGGGCGGCGGGACGAAGGCAGCAAAGAAGAAGGCGGGCGGCGCGGCGGCGGCGGCGGCGGCCGCUGCGGCCGACGGCGUCUACGCGCUGUGUCGCUGGCGAGACCUGACGGCGCGGCGGCUGGAUGAGAGCCCGGCGGCGGUUAUGCCGGAUGCGGCGGUGGCGGCGGCGGCGGCGGCGCGGCCCCCGCCCGCCAGCGGCCGCCAGCUGGUCCGGUUAGUGGAGGAGCACGUGGCGGCGGCCAAUGAGGCGUUACAAAACGAGCCGUACGCGUGCCGACUUGAGGUCAGUGACGCCGUACGCGCCGCCGCCGGCUCGCUGUGUCAGACGCUGGCGGCGGCGGCGGCGGGCCGUCUGCCGUGGGCGGGGCUGGCGGCUGGCGGCGCCGCCGGCGGUGUGGGCUCGGGCUCGGGCAAGCGCGCUGCGGCGGCCACGGCUGAGGCGGCGGCGGAGCGGCGCACUUGGCUAAUUGAGAAGUUCAGUGCCAAGACACAGGUGUACCAGAACUGCCGCAUGCUGUCGCGCGAGGGUGGACUGCUGUGCUACUGCGACACACGCAAGCUGGAGUGGUACCUGGGCAAGGGGUUGGCGGUGCAGGUGUGUGAGGAGCCGCCCACCAUCCAGCUGCUGUUCGAGCACCAGAACACAGACCAGCAACUAGGCGCCGACGACUUCUACACCCAGUCCAAGGCCAACCGCUGUGUGGGCUGCGGCUGCGCCUCCCACUACCUGCGCUACCGGGUGCUGCCCGCCGCCUACCGGCGCGCCAUGCCGCCGGCGCUCAAGAGCCACCGCAGCCACGACGUGGUGCUGCUGUGCAUAGACUGCCACGAGGCGGCGCAGAGGGCGGCUGAGCGGCUGAAGCGGCAGAUCGCGGCUGACUACGGAGUGCCGCUGCUGCCGCCCCGCACACCCCUGCCGCCAUCCUCAGCAGCAGCCACUACUGGCGGUGCCGGUGCCAGCCGCCAUGGCGGCAUAGCCGCCGCCGUAGAUGCUGCUAGUGCUGCAGGCGCCGCUGGUGCCGCCGCUGCAGGCGGCAAUGCAGGCACAGACGCCGCGGCGGCGGCAGAUGCCGAGGCCGCGCGCGCUGGCGGCGGCGGCGCCGCGGCAGACGACGUCGACGACGAUGGUGACGGGUCCGGGGCGGGUGGCGCCAGUGGUGAUCCCGAGGGCGAGGGCGAGGGCGAGGGCGGCCUGCCGGGCGGCAUCCACCCCUCGGCGGCGCGGCGGGCGGCUCUGGCGCUGCAGAAGAACGGCGCAAGCAUGCCGCCGGCCCGUGUCAGGCAGCUGGAGGACACCAUCAAACUGGCUCUGGGUCGCGACCCCACCGCCCCCGGGGAGGCGCCGGGGCUGCGGCCGGGGGACCUACAGGCGGCGCUGCUGGGAGGCCUGGGCCGCCGCGCCCGCAAGCGCUACCUCAAGCAGCAGCAGCAGCCCUCUUCAGGCACCGACCCGGCGGGAGCCGCGGACGGCGGCGCAGCCGCCGCUGCUACAGCCACUGCCGGAAACCCUGCAGCUGCAGCCGCCGCCGGCAGUAGCAGCGCCACGGGCGCCGGCAGUAGCAGCACGCCUGCGGACCGGUGGCUGGACAGCGGGCACAUGUGGCACGGGGAGCGGGUGGUGCGGCUGGCCAUGGCGCGGGGCGGCGAGGAGGAACUGCUGGGGCUCAUCAAGAGGUUCCGGGCCUGCUUCGUGGAGGCGGUGCGGCCGCAGUACCUGCCGCCGGCCUGGGGGGUGGACCACGCCGCACGCCGCGACUUCGGACCCUUCUCCGUUUACGCAGCGGAGCGGAGGGAACGGGAAAAGCAGGAGGCGGCGAGGGGGCAGGCGCAGGGUGCAGCAUUGGAGGACGAGCACAUGGAGUAGUUGGAGUAGUAGGGCGCCUGAAGCUGAAGGGAUACGGACCGAGGGCGCGCGCCUGCGGCUGGCUGACGUGAGGAUACCGCGUUUUCGAGUUAAGGCGAUUAGAAUAUUUGGUUCUUGUUUAUGCAGGAUGUUGUUCCAACCCGCGAGGGCGCUGCUGUCGGAUGAAUAGGGAGAACUGGAUCCUUCCAGAACCGCGACUCGCGUUGUGCAGCUUCAGCCGGGCCGCGGCAUAUAA
This is a messenger RNA of Chlamydomonas reinhardtii, 4798 nucleotides long. RefSeq lists its product as uncharacterized. Gene Ontology annotation, biological process: nuclear polyadenylation-dependent snoRNA catabolic process; nuclear polyadenylation-dependent CUT catabolic process; nuclear polyadenylation-dependent rRNA catabolic process. Gene Ontology annotation, molecular function: 3'-5'-RNA exonuclease activity; nucleotide binding; nucleic acid binding. The transcript is spliced from 14 exons. The record is from RefSeq and is a predicted model, not a curated record. Gene Ontology annotation, cellular component: nuclear exosome (RNase complex); nucleolus. Bases 148 to 4563 code for a protein of 1471 amino acids. Lineage: Eukaryota; Viridiplantae; Chlorophyta; Chlorophyceae; Chlamydomonadales; Chlamydomonadaceae.